This is a messenger RNA of Heterocephalus glaber (naked mole-rat), 431 nucleotides long. It is a transcript of the gene CUNH5orf58, whose product is annotated as chromosome unknown C5orf58 homolog. The record is from RefSeq and is a predicted model, not a curated record. NCBI's taxonomy places the organism in Eukaryota, Metazoa, Chordata, Mammalia, Rodentia, Bathyergidae.
CCCUUAAAGCGUUAGCUCCUGUCAGGUCAGGCUCCUGGGCAGGCCCGGGUCUUCUCUUGGCUCUGAAGUAAAAUAGGAUAAAUUCCUUUUAUUUGGGAAAAGGCAGGGGCAAACGUUGAUUUAAAGAUGUUUAAGAAUAAUGUUACUGACCAUAAGCAAAAGGUGGAAGCCAUAAUUAAAAACAUUAACACAAUUUCGUUGGAGUUGAAGAAAAUGAGAGAGCUCUCCCAGUUACUGCUUUGUGACCUUACUCUACAGUUUAAUUGCCCUGUGAAGAGAGAGGACUUAAAGGAAACAGAAGGAAACAACGCCCCAUUUGAAAAGUCUGAAAUACUAGAUGUAUCCCUUGCUUCUAACAGUUUUUCUGUUUGAUUUAUUUUUUAGUUAUUAUGAGCUUCUGGUAGUUUUUUUAUUGUUGAAUUAGCAGAUAU